AUGGCCGCCCGGGGGCCGCGCACGCCCGCAGCCACCGGGAAGGGCUCGGCGCAGGAGGCGCUCGGCAACGCGCCGGGGAGGAGGCGGCCUGCCCUCGCUUCCUUCUCCGCCUUCAGCUUCAUCCCGCCCAAACGGGAAGGGCCUCCGGAGCUCAGCUAUUUCAACCGGCCGCACAAGACAGGAGAUUUUUUCACCUAUGAUGCCAUUUUUACAAUGCCAGAAGGUUACGACCAGUAUCUUUCACGAUGUGACAGAAGACAUGCAAGGGGUCGUGGCCUUAAAAUUCAUGAGGAGGAAAUGGCAAGACCUGUUCCUGUGUUGACCUCUUCAGAGUAUGGGAAGCGCGUACAUAAGCCCUUAGACCCGGCAACUGGAGAGCAUGCAAGGGUUUGUAGCCUGCAUGCAGCAAUCUACGGCGAAGGCAGCCGCCCUGCUCGUUGAAAAAACCUUCUCCAGGCCUGGAUUUGUGGGAAAUCUCUUCUAUCUGUCAUCGCCAGCAACAUUUAUCUGGGAAAACAAAAAACACUUUGAAAAGCAAUAUGGUGCCUUUGCCUUUUCUUCUACAGUUUAGUUAAUGAGAAUGAUCUGGAUUAAAAGUAGGGUGAAAUAGCA
Messenger RNA from Hirundo rustica (Barn swallow), 612 nucleotides. It is a transcript of the gene CFAP90, whose product is annotated as cilia and flagella associated protein 90. The record is from RefSeq and is a predicted model, not a curated record. Bases 1 to 441 code for a protein of 146 amino acids. The transcript has 3 exons. NCBI's taxonomy places the organism in Eukaryota, Metazoa, Chordata, Aves, Passeriformes, Hirundinidae.